AUGGCAGCGAUCAGGCACCAUCCAGACAAAUCGGCUGUUGAUGAAGCCAUUGCUCUCGACAUUAAAGAUUGCCUCGAUCAGCAUAACGCCCUGGUCAAGAAAUACCGUAUGGCAUCGGAGAUCCUUCGCAAAGACAACACUGUCGAUGUUCGGAUACGGCUCCUCAAAGAAUCAAACGAUAGGAGCAGAAAUUAUGAGCUGCCCAUGGCGUCGGAGGUAGCCGCGUUGAUAGUCGGAGAUUUUGAUGAAUCAUAUGUCAACAGAGACAUAAUCAUAGAAAAGAAAGUAGGCUCCUUGAAGCGCGUCCAUGAACUACACAAGUCUUACUUGCCUCUUCAAUAUCCCCUCAUCUUCCACUACGGCAAUAACGGAUUCGUACCAAAGACGGAACAUAACGACGCAUCUCUUAUUAGCACAAAGAAGAAAAAGUACCUCACAAUACGGGAGUACCUCGCUUUCAUACUGAUGGACAGAAAUAUAGAGGACUCCGUGUUACUACACUCAAAAAGGUUAUUACAGCAAUUCAUUAUAGACGGCUUUGCAAUGGUCGAGAGUGAGAGGCUUGACUAUAUAAGGAGACACCAGAGAGAGCUCAGGGUUGACCUAUACAAAGGACUCGCUGAUGCAGUCACAAGAGGCGAAACAGAUCCGUCCAACACAGGAAAGAGGAUAAUCCUACCUUCUUCUUUCACUGGAGAGCCCUGUGACAAACCCAAGACAGCUGAGGACGUUGACAGAAUCAUCUCAGCAGAGAUACCAGACAAAGACACAGACCCUGUACUGUACGAGCUCGUCACCAAUUUCAUGAUCCAUGGACCCUGUGGCAGCUCUAAUCAGAAAUCACCUUGCAUGAAGGACGGAAAGUGCUCAAAAUAUGUCGUGCCGUACAACGCUCAACUGUUAUGGCUCUUCCAAGGCCACUUGAAUGUUGAGAAGACAAACCAAUCAAGGGCCAUCAAAUAUUUGUUCAAAUACAUCAGCAAGGGCCAUGACCGUGUCAUCGCAAGGAUCUACCACAACGAUGAGCCCAGCAGCUCACAACGUGAUUUCGAUGAGAUCUCACAUUACCUUAAUUGCCGAUACAUCUCGGCCUGCGAAGGCGCAUGGCGAAUAUUCUCAUUUGACAUUCACCGCAGAUACCCCUCUGUCGAGAGGUUGAGCUUCCAUCUCCCAGAUCAGCAGGCUGUUUUUUACACGGCCAAUGACGAAAUGCCUUCACUGGUUGAAAGGCCCCGGGUGAAGGAGUCAAUGUUUCUCGGAUGGCUCGCCAAGAAUAAAGAAGACUCAUUCGCAAGGACCUUAACAUAUACCGAGUUUCCACAGUAUUACACUUUCAAUAAGCAAAAGAGGGAAUGGAGGAUGCGCCAGAGAGGAUUCUCUGUUAGCAGAUUAGCUCAUGUAUCACCAUCACAAGGUGAGGCUUACUACCUCCAGGUCCUGCUAACUAAGAUGAGAGGGCCUCUCAGCUACAGAGACAUCAGGACAGUAGACAACGUCGUCCAACCAACAUUUAGGGCUGUGUGCUACGCGCUGGGGUUGCUUCAGGAUGAUCAAGAGUACAUCGACGCAGUAAAAGAGGCAGCCUUUUGGGCUACAGGUCAGUACCUCAGGAGAUUCUUCGUCAGCAUGCUCUUAUGCCAUUGCUUGUCUAACCCCAUUUUAGUCUGGGAGCAAACAAAGCAUCUCAUAUGUGAAGACCUUCUGUCACUGGACGACUACCCAUCACUGCCAAAACCAAGCUCUACCGAAUUCUUGGACACAACAAACAAUUUGCUACUCCAGGAACUUAGCCAUGACAAAGAUGCUUGUGCCGCGGAUGCCGCAAGGUUGGUAGCCUCACUGACAAAUGAGCAAAUAAAGAUAUUCCACGAGGUCCUCAAUGCGGUCAGCCGGACAACCGAUGGGUUCUACUUCGUCUACAGUUACGGGGGCACUGGCAAGACCUUUCUCUGGAAUGCCUUGACCGCGGCAGUACGAGCAAAUGGAGAUGUGGUCAUCAACGUCGCAUCGAGCGGAAUAGCAGCGACUCUACUGCCCCCAGGAAGGACUGCUCAUUCGAGAUUCGCAAUCCCCAUUGACAUAAAUGAAGACUCCACAUGUAACAUUAGCCACGGUUCCCCUGUGUCUCACUUACUACGGUCUGCAAAAUUAAUCAUCUGGGAUGAGGCACCAAUGAUAAAACGGCACUGUGUGGAGGCUGUCGAUUGA
Messenger RNA from Neltuma alba, 2208 nucleotides. RefSeq lists its product as uncharacterized. The record is from RefSeq and is a predicted model, not a curated record. The coding region runs from base 1 to 2208 and encodes 735 amino acids. The transcript is spliced from 5 exons. Gene Ontology annotation, molecular function: DNA helicase activity. NCBI's taxonomy places the organism in Eukaryota, Viridiplantae, Streptophyta, Magnoliopsida, Fabales, Fabaceae. Gene Ontology annotation, biological process: DNA repair; telomere maintenance.